This is a messenger RNA of Mya arenaria, 668 nucleotides long. Its product is annotated as brain protein I3-like. NCBI's taxonomy places the organism in Eukaryota, Metazoa, Mollusca, Bivalvia, Myida, Myidae. The record is from RefSeq and is a predicted model, not a curated record. The transcript has 4 exons. Bases 148 to 498 code for a protein of 116 amino acids.
UCUUGAUUGCGGUCAUUAUCUUCAAGCUGAUAUAGCUGAUUAAGUUCAAAGUGUAUGUUGCAAUAUUUCCAAAUACUUGUUGUUGCAGUUGGCUUGGAUAAUAUAUUUAGGGAAUUCUGAUUUUGGCUUGAUAGGAAAAAAGAUACCAUGUCAGGACAAAAGCAACAUCCGCCACCAUACCAACCCCCGGGCCCGGGAUACGGCCCGCCCCAGGGACAGCAGGGUUAUCCACCACCCCAGGGGUAUGGGCCGCCCCCACCCCAGGGGUAUGCGCAGCCCCCACCGAUGAUGGCCGCGCAACAGUCGUCCAACGUGGUAGUCGUUCAAGCAGGGGGAAAUACGGUUAUAGGAGCAUGCGGUAGAUGCGGGAAUGGCGUCGCCGUGGAAAACUAUAGCAUAAUCGGAAUCAUCAUCGCGAUCGUGUUUUUCCCUCUGGGUAUUAUCUGCUGUUUAAUGAUGACAGAGCGACACUGUUCAAGCUGCGGGGCCCCGAUGUAGCGACGCAUUAUCCAGAAAAAAUAGAGCAAUUACGUCACAUUAAUUUAGUUACGACGUCAUAAGUUUUUAACGUGUAUGACUUGUUUUGGGACUCUUAUUAUGUAACCUGUUACAUUUUAAAUGUUAUAUUGAUUUGAAACUAUUUUAUACAAUAAAUAAGACAAAACAUU